ACUGUUCAAGAUGCCACUUGAGGUCAGGUGAGGCAGUUUCACUAACAGUAGCAAAUUUUGGGUUCGUAGGAAGAAGAAAAGCAGCCAGCUGGAAGCAGAGGACAACAUUAGCAGCAGCAGCAACAACAACCUUAACUUCUUAUACUCCUUUCCAUUAGACAGAGACCCAGUAGUUAGUGUGAAGCCAGCAAGGUUGACCGCUUCACGAUCUGGUCAUAACCAUAACCCCAGGCUGCAGGCUGUUAUUAUCCUCGGCAAAUGACAGAUAACUUUUAACAGACUCAUCCUCUUAAUAACUACUACCCUUGCUCUCUUUUGAUUGAUUUUUCUUUUGGGGGGUAGGAACUGUGAGGUAAAGCCAAAGAAGAAGGGAGAAAUGGCAAACAAAAUCUCAUCCAAUUUCUCCGAUCUAAUCCAACGAGUAGCAGCUUCCUGUUUGCUCCAUCCACUCGCCGCUGGUCGACAGGAAUCUGGAAAUAAUGUUGCCGGAAAUGGUGAAGAAGUGUGUGAAUAUGAAACGGAUGAAUGCGAGGAGUUGUCCGAAGAGGAGCAGGAAAUGAGAGAGAAGGGAGGGAGAGUUAAUGGUAAUUGGGAUUUUAAUGUUACGAGCGGAAUGGUGGUGCCGAUGGAGAGAGUGAUGGAGAUGGAGAUGCUGAUGAAUGAGGUGUUUGAUUCGGUAUCGGCGAUGAAGAGGGCUUAUGGGAGUUUACAAGAGGCGCAUUGCCCGUGGGACCCGGAGAGGUUAAGGGUUGCCGAUGUGGCGGUGGUAGGGGAGUUGAGGAGGUUGGCUUUUUUGAGAGAGAGAUUUAGGAGGUGUGUUAGUGUUGGUAGUGAUGGAGGGAGGAGGAGAGGUGUUGGUGUUGGUGGUGAUGGAGUGGGGAUGUUGAGGGAGGUUGUGGCGCCUUAUGAGGCUGCGGUGGAAGAUCUGAAGAAGGAAGUGAAGGCGAGGGAGGUGGAGGUGGAGAAUUUAAAGGAAAAGCUGAGGAGUGUUACUAGCUUGAGCAGUGAUGGGAGUGGAAAGAAGGGGAGGUCCCAGUCAAGGAGGAAAGUUAGCUGCUCUCUUGGUGUUCAAGUUGCAGCAGCCCCAGCCCCAGAGCUAUUUGAAUUAACGAUGAGCCAAGUGAAAAGGACAUCAAAGUCCUUCACGUCGCUUCUCCUGACCUUCAUGCGUGCUGCCCACUGGGACAUUGCUGCAGCCGUUCGUUCUAUUGAAGCUGCCACCACAACCACUGACAAUUUGACCACCAGUACCACUGCUAUCACCUCCACCAUUGCAAGCCACCAUGCCAAGUAUGCUCUGGAGUCCUACAUUUCUCGCAAGGUCUUCCAAGGCUUUGACCAUGAAACCUUCUACAUGGAUGGAAGCCUCUCCUCGCUUCUCAACCCAGACCAGUUCCGCCGUGACUGCUUUGCUCAGUAUCGUGAUAUGAAGGCCAUGGACCCCAUUGAACUUCUUGGAAUCUUGCCAACAUGUCAUUUUGGAAAAUUCUGCUCCAAGAGGUACCUGGAAAUUGUUCAUCCGAAAAUGGAGGAGUCCUUGUUCGGAAACUUGGAGCAGCGCCAGCAAGUACUCACUGGCAGCCAUCCAAGGAGUGAGUUUUAUGGAGAGUUCUUGGGGCUGGCCAAGGCCAUUUGGUUGCUUCACUUGCUGGCCUUCUCACUCGACCCUGCACCAAGUCAAUUCGAGGCAAGUAGGGGAGCUGAGUUUCAUCCACAAUAUAUGGAGAGUGUUGUGAAGUUUUCUAGUGGUCGGAUUCCAGCUGGUCAUAUUGUGGGAUUCCCUGUUAGCCCCGGAUUCAAGCUUGGAAACAGAUCGGUUAUCAAGGCUAGUGUUUACCUAUUUCCCAGAGCAUGAGUUCCAUCUUCCUGAUAUAUGUAAGUCUAGGAUGUUACGUUUUUCCCAGGUAGCUUGCUGCCCCUUGGCAUUCAAAGGAAACUUGCGAGAGGUUCUAGGACAUUACUAGUCUGUUAAUGUCAUUAGGAGUAACAGUUCACUGAUGUUGUAUGUACUAUGAAAAUGUGCCUUUUGUAAUCUUAUGGAGAUUCCAACUUCGGCCUAUAAAUAUUAGUUGGUCUGAUUUAGAACUA
This is a messenger RNA of Populus trichocarpa (black cottonwood), 2088 nucleotides long. Its product is annotated as protein GRAVITROPIC IN THE LIGHT 1. The record is from RefSeq and is a predicted model, not a curated record. Gene Ontology annotation, biological process: response to red or far red light; negative gravitropism. The transcript has 3 exons. Lineage: Eukaryota; Viridiplantae; Streptophyta; Magnoliopsida; Malpighiales; Salicaceae. The coding region runs from base 377 to 1855 and encodes 492 amino acids.